Danio rerio (zebrafish) is the source of this 5301-nucleotide messenger RNA. The record is from RefSeq and is a predicted model, not a curated record. Lineage: Eukaryota; Metazoa; Chordata; Actinopteri; Cypriniformes; Danionidae.
CAACUCAGCCAAUCAGAUCGCGCGUCACGCUGCAGUGGGAGGAAACGCGGCCCAGCGUUACUGAAACAUUAUCGAGCCUGUGGAAUAGCGAAAACGGACAUAUUCGAGGCAAAAACAACGACAAAAGAGCACAAAACGAGCCCGAGCAGCAGCGUUCGCUGACCUGCAGUCAUGGACCCAUCUUUACCUCCAGACCCAAACCCAGCGGAGACGGAACCCUCUGCAGACGUGACUCCACCAGCAGACACUGAUCAGGACUCUCCUAUUAACCCUCUGGUGGAUCCACAGCCAUGCGACACCCCUAUUUCAGAUCUAGUCCACGAACCGGCGGCGCCCGCAGAACCGACCCCGGCUCAAGGACUGAAACCAGAACUGCCUGCACCAGAACUCACAACACAAAACCUGAUCCCAGGACCGGCUCCGGCUCCUCCACCCGGCGCCAACUUCAACAAGAUCAUGACCUUCAGGCCCACCAUGGAGGAGUUCAAGGACUUCGGGAAGUACAUCGCCUAUAUGGAGACGCAAGGAGCUCACGUUGCCGGACUGGCGAAGGUUAUUCCGCCGAAGGAGUGGAAACCGCGCCGUUCCUACGAGACCAUCGAGGAUAUGGUCAUUCCUGCUCCCAUCAUGCAAGUGGUGACCGGCCAAUCUGGGCUCUUCACACAGUACAACAUCCAGAAGAAGUCCAUGACCGUUGGAGAAUAUCGCAAACUGGCCAACAGUAAAAAGUACAACACUCCUCAACACAAGGACUUUGACGACCUGGAAAGGAAAUACUGGAAAAACCUGACGUUUGUGUCGCCUAUUUAUGGCGCAGACAUCAGUGGGUCACUCUACGACCCGGACAUUUCGGAGUGGAACAUCGGCCACCUGAACACUCUCCUGGACAUGGUGGAGCAGGAGUGCGGGAUCGUCAUCGAAGGUGUGAACACACCGUACCUGUAUUUCGGCAUGUGGAAGACCACCUUCGCCUGGCACACAGAGGACAUGGACCUCUACAGCAUCAACUACCUGCAUUUCGGAAAACCAAAGUCCUGGUAUGCCAUUCCUCCCGAGCACGGCAAGAGGCUGGAGAGGCUGGCGCAAGGAUUUUUCCCAGGAAGCUCCCAGGGCUGCGAUGCCUUUCUCCGACACAAGAUGACCCUCAUUUCUCCCUCAAUCCUCAAGAAGUACAGCAUCCCGUUUGACAGGAUCACGCAGGAGGAGGGUGAGUUCAUGAUCACCUUCCCGUAUGGGUACCAUGCCGGCUUCAACCAUGGCUUCAACUGCGCAGAGUCCACCAACUUCGCCACGCUGCGCUGGAUCGACUAUGGCAAGAUGGCGGCGCAGUGCACGUGCCGCAAGGACAUGGUGAAGAUCUCCAUGGAUGUGUUUGUGCGCCGCCUGCAGCCGGAGCGUUACACGCAGUGGAAACAAGGUAAAGACACAAUGGUGCUGGACCACCUGAAGCCCACCAGCCUGAGCAGCCCCGAGCUGGAGCACUGGAGGAAGAACAGAGUCACCUUUAGGGAGAAGGUCCUGCGCAGAGCUCAGGCGAAGAUGAAACAGUUUCGGCGUCUGAAGCCGGAGGACCUGAAGGUGCUGAUGGAGGCGGGUGUGGAGCUGGACAUGGAGGAGUACCAACGCAAGGUGGAGGAGCAUGACGAGCAGCGGCGCCAGCAGAGGGACGAGCGCAUGGCCAGAGAAGCCAUGCUCACGCUGGAGGCGCUGGAGAGAGAAGAGCAGGAGCAGGCCGAGGCAGCGCUUCGAGGAGUUGAAGAAAUAAAAGCCGAUUUCCAGGAUCCUCCAGUGGAGAACGGAGAAAAGAAGAAGAAAAAGAAGAAAAAGCUUCAACUCACAGAUGAAAUGUCCUUCCAGGAAGUGUUUGAGCAGUUCACCACCGCCAGCGAAAUGCAGAACCAGAGCAAUGGAGCUGCCCCUCUGCAGACAAAUCCGUUCACGAAGCUGAAGAAGAAGGUUGAGGUGAAGAAGAGCCGAAGGCAUCCAAUCAGCAAACCGCCGAUGCGUUCGCCUCACUCCAUCGUCAAACAGGAGGCCUCCAGCGAUGAGGAGCUCUACUCAGGGCUGCCAGUAGGUGGCGGUGUCACUCACGAAAGCAAGAAGCCCGAAGACAGCGACCUGUGGCAGAACCGUUCGCCGAACUUCCUAGCCGAGAAACAGUUCAACGCGGCCAUGUCCACCAUUGAGCCGUACUGCGCCAUCUGCACGCUCUUCUGCCCGUACACACAGUCUGUGAAGGACCCCUUCCACAUCUCGGACAUGUCUGGUCUGGUGUCGCGGGUCGGCUGCCGCACUCGUCCGCUGGUUCCCGAGAUGUGCUUCAGCGCCGGAGCCGAAAACAUGGAGCCGCUUUCCUCAAACUCCCACAUUGCAGACGACGGCACCAGCGUACUGCUGUCCUGCUCCGGCUGCAACCUGCAGGUCCACGCCAGUUGUUACGGCGUCAACCCUCAGACAAAACAGGAGGGCUGGAUGUGUUCUCGGUGUACUACGGUGGCUUGGACAGCCGCCUGCUGUUUGUGCAGUUUAAGAGGAGGAGCGUUAAAGAAAACCACAGAUGAAAGAUGGGUUCACGUGAUCUGUGCCAUCGCUGUAGCCGAGGUUCGUUUCGUUAAUGCUAUUGAGCGUGAGCCUGUGGAUGUGACUGCGGUCCCUGAAACCAGGAAGAGUCUGAAAUGCGUGUACUGCCACAAGACGACCAAGCAGAUUUUCGGCGCAUGUAUCCAAUGCUCACAGGACAACUGCUCCACGUCUUUCCACGUGACCUGCGCCCUCCUCGCCGGAGUCGUCAUGAAGCCUGCUGAUUGGCCGUAUGUGGUGUCCGUCACCUGCCACAAACACAAACUGACUAAUCAGAAGGCUAAAAGUGGCUCUCGCGACCUUUCUCUGGGUCAGGAGGUCAUCGGCAGGAACAGCAAUGGCUGGUUUUAUCGCUGCGUCAUCACCGGCACCGGCACACAAACUUACUACGAGGUCAACUUUGACGACGGAUCCUACUGUGACAACAUCUUCCCAGAGAACCUGCUGAGUCACGACUGCCUGCGGAACGGCCCGCCAGAACUGGGCGAACUCGUGGUGGUCAAAACUGUCGAUGGACGGGUUCUCAACGCAUCUUACAUCAAGGAACACGUCCACCGAUACUACCAGGUGGAGUUUCAGGACGAGACGCAGCUCUUACUGAAGCGCAGCGAGAUUCACUCUCUGGACCAAGAGCUGCCCAAGAGGGUCAUGUCUCGUCUGGCAACCGUGAACCAGCAGCAACCUCAGGCUCAACCAUCAGACGAACCUCUGGCCGCAAAACGCCCUCGUCUGCCGACCCCGCCGCCCACGUUAGCCAUCGAGCCCUCUGCGCUACCUCCUGAGCUAGUCUCCACUUUCCUGCCCCCUAGUAUUACCGCGAACACCAGCACUGCCCCUUGCUUGCCACCAGCUGCACUACCCGUUUCAGCGCCCCCAGAACCCAGCGAGAGUUACACCCACAGCUCCAGCUACAUCGCCUACAUGGAGUCUCUCCUCAAGUCGGACUUUCCCGCGGAAGACGGCGAGCCCGGCCUCGAGCCUAUGUAUUGAAGCAGCUAACGCUUUCAGACUUUCAAUUCAUUCACUUGCAUGUCUUUGUUUCAUUUAUUCGCUGUUGUGCUAAUCGGAGUCCUCCCACCCAUUGAUGGUGCGCGUGGGACGCAUGUGUGUCACUAUAGACUGAAGCCGGAACGGACCCAGUACAGAGCCUUGGGGGGAUGCCGUGCUCUUCCACGACCCCUCAAUUCGCCUCUUUCAAUAAACGAAAAGAUCCCACCACCGGAACGAUCACCUACUGUAUGUGCUGUUUACUUUAACACGGACUUUUUCUUUUCUCUAAUGAGUGCUAAAUAUUUUUCUAACGCGACUCAAAACACGCUACCCGGUCACAGAUCAACAGCCAGUCUAUAUCUGUACAGUUUCCGAUAUUUCUCAAGUGUUCGGGGAGGGAUGGGGGGGGACCACAGGAAGAGUUUUAGCGGGGAUUUAACAAGUAUUUAAACGUCUUUUGUCACAUAUAGAUUUAAUAUUUGUAUAAAGGAAAUCACAACUAUGGCAGCAUCAGAAGCUACAGUUUGUUUGUUUUUUUGGGUUAGCGUACGCAUUACGAUAGAUCUCGCGCGUCUUCAUGUAUACUUCUAUAAUCGACGAUAAAAAUGUUUUUCAGCGCCAGGUGAAUGAUUUUUUUUGUAGCAUACUUGGUAGACGUUGAUAUUGAAAUACUAUUCACCUCGUCUGUUUUUUAUUAUAUUUACUGUUGUUGUUAUGAUUAUUAUUUUUAUUGGUUUAUAAUUUUCGGUGCAACGGAGUUUCGGGAGAUUUAACGGAAAAAAAAAUGCAAGUGGAAUUGAUCGUUUUUAUUGAGGAGUUCGGCAUACAUUUAAGCGUAUAGUCAUAGGUGAGGUUAAACAUGCGCAAUCCGCCUUCUCAAGGUGCUAUAGAGGUCAGAGACUACUGAGGGGCGUUGGGAUGAGGUGUACAUACUAGACGUCCUGAACAUCGACAUUCUUCUUCAGUGUAACUUCUAGUCUUAUCGAAUGCCAUGUCACGUUCUAAUAAAGGGUCUGGGUGUCGCUUUGAAUUGGUUUUCUCCUUUUUUGUUGGUUCUCCAUCUUGUUUGAUCUCAUGACGUAUCACUGGUUUUCUCGUCCAAUUAGCAUCGAGAAUUCACUUCAAGGCCAUCUUGGUUCAUUCAGAAACAAAGGCUCGGAUCAGAUCUUUUUAGAAACGAUUGCUUUAGCAUGCCAAAGAGUUCAAAGAAGCGUCCAAGACGCAGAAUAAAUAAAUAAAUGCAUGAAAAGUCAAGACGUGUGACAGAAAAGGCGUGAUGAAUUGCAUUGAUUCCCUUUGCAUUACUUGUGAACACUUGCAUUAAUUUGACAGCGCUUCUGUUUAUUUUUAUUCUUCUUAUUAUUAUUAGAAUGAUUUAUAAUCCAAGUUACACCUUUAAUCUUUUGGGAUGAAGUGCGUACUGAGGUUAUAUCUGCUACACCGUCUCGAGCGCAUCCUUUUUGAUGUGACGACUGUCGUUUUCGUCUCAACGCUUCCGUUUGUUGUUUUCCACCUGUCAGCGACGCCUACGGCCGCUCCAAGACUAGACUCAGUGUGUCAAUGGCAUUUGUACUCCUCUGUUCUUGAAGUUUCUGCCUUGCAUUAACAGAAACGUCACGAGAGGCAGGUUUAAUGAAAUAACCCAACACGGCUUGCAUACUGAUGGUGGCAAAUGUUUAUCUGUGCAGAAGUAAUAGGAAAGAUUCUAAUAAAAUGUGAAGUGAAACUGUU